AUGGCAGAACCUCCAGCUAAACGUCAACGGACUAAUUUAACUUUUGAACAAAAAUACGAAAUCAUUUCAUAUAAAGAAAGUAAAAAGGAUGUUACACAAAGUGAUAUUAGUGUUCAUUUUUCAAAUGUAUGGAACAUUAAAAUAGGGAGAUCGACAGUGAGUGACAUUUUAAAAAACAAAGAGACAAUAACUAACUCUCCAAAAUCAAAACGUGUGCGUCAUCGAAGUGGAAAAUAUGAAACUCUUGAAAACGCGUUGUUCAUGUGGUUUAACGAUAUGAGGAGUAAAAAUGCUAUGAUAUCAGACGAAAUGUUAAUGUCUAAAGCUAAAAUAUUCGGACAACAAUUUGAAAUCGAAGAAAACUUUCAGUACAGCAAGGGCUGGGUACAGCGCUUCAAACAACGCCACGGACUGAAAUCCUUUAAAGCCCACGGAGAAGCAGGAAGCGUCGAUCUAUCUCUCGUGAAUACUGGUCGCAGUGAACUGAAGGAUUUAUUAGAGGUGUAUGAUGCCGAUGACGUCUAUAAUCUUGACGAGACUGGCUUGUUUUAUCGACUCGGCCCAAAUUCAACACUUGCCUCUGGUUCGAUCUACGGACUUAAACGAUCGAAAGAGAGAAUUUCCAUUGCCCUUUGCUGCAAUGCUUCUGGAACGGACAAGCAAAAACCGCUUGUAAUUGGGAAAUGUGCCAGGCCUAGAUGUUUUGGUAAAACUUUUGAUCCGAAGAUAUAUGUAAAUUACACUUAUAACAAAAAAGCCUGGAUGACGUCCUCUGUAUUCCAAGAUUGGUUGAAGCAAUUUGACAAGUCUAUGCGUUUACAAGGAAAACAUGUUGUUUUACUUGUUGACAACGCAUCUAGCCAUACUGAAAGUGGGUUGUUGCUAACAAACACUAAGACACUGAUGUAG
This is a messenger RNA of Ruditapes philippinarum (Manila clam), 909 nucleotides long. RefSeq names its product tigger transposable element-derived protein 6-like. Bases 1 to 909 code for a protein of 302 amino acids. The transcript has 2 exons. Gene Ontology annotation, molecular function: DNA binding. Gene Ontology annotation, cellular component: nucleus. The record is from RefSeq and is a predicted model, not a curated record. Lineage: Eukaryota; Metazoa; Mollusca; Bivalvia; Venerida; Veneridae.